Messenger RNA from Sesamum indicum (sesame), 2671 nucleotides. The record is from RefSeq and is a predicted model, not a curated record. Lineage: Eukaryota; Viridiplantae; Streptophyta; Magnoliopsida; Lamiales; Pedaliaceae.
UAUAAGGUAUAUAUAUGUAUAUUAAUUAUUUGGAAUGACUAAAGAAUACAUAACAUACAACAAAAAUGAUUUCCUAUCCUAAGAACAUGAACUCGGUCGCCCCCUCCUCUCAAGCACAGUUGGUGUAUUUUUCCCCCAACUCUUUUCUAGCAAAUUGUAUUGAGGGAUAUCUAAUUACAGUGUGGUGUGAACGCAAUUUUAGAUGGCUUUUAGGUUGAAAUCUUACGUGAACGGAUCAAACGAAUGAGAUUCGAAAUAAAUCAAUCAAAGAGGUACCACUUGAUUUACGAUUUUUUUUAUCUCUCGUUUUCAUUUUACCAUUAGCCCUAUUUUAUUUUUAUUAGUGAAAUUAUUAACUAUAUCGAACUUCUGGAAGCUCUAAGGAUGUACCCCUUGAAAUUAUAGUUUUAUUACGUUUCGUUUUUAAUUUGCGUACUUUUAUAUUACCGCUUCUAUUUGCGUAUUCUCGAAUCGAUCCACUCGUAUUUUUCGAUGCUUUUAUUAUACAAAGUUCUUUUUAUUAUUUAUUUAAUAAAAAAUUAUAACAUUCAUUUAAUAUGAUUCUCACAAUAAACGGAGCCUCAGUGCACAGAACAAAUGUAGUGGUCGUUCUUACCUCUUUGUACAUGGGUUUUGGUUUUAGAUUGAUGUAAGGUGUAUUAUUUAUGACAAACAAAGUUGUUGAAAUUCGUAAUUAUUAUUUUUUAAACAUAUCAUAUUUAUUAUGUUAAUUAAUUAUAAUCGAAAGGGGUUAAAUGCAAUUUAACCUGUAAUAUGUGAAAAGGAGAUAAAUUGCCUUUUUCCCCAAUCGAAAAGGAUGCUGCAACUCAAGAUCAACUAUGAAACAACGGCCAACAAUGUUCGACCGGACAAAAAUAUCCUUCUGCAGUUGGUUUAAUUUAGGAACUCCUCAGUCCUUAAGAUAUUCCACCCCGUUUUCUCUAGGGGCAAUAAAGUCAAUCCAGACCAAACACCUUUUCUUUCUCACCAACUCCACAUCGUCUGCCUUCUUCAGUCCCUCCACCGCCACUAUCCUCACGCUCUCUGUGUCCCGAUUCCACCCUUCUGAUAAAUCUCAAAUUCCGGUAAUAACGUCUCGGUUCUUCUCGAGGAUCGUGUUGACUCAGUCCCGCAACUCCCCGCUCUUCUUUGAUCGCCAUGGCCGUAAAUACGUUUCCUCUUUCACCAAGCAAUUGCUCUUUCCGGGUGGGCUACAUGAUAAGGAUAAUAAGGCCAAUUAUGAAGCUGCUUCAGCUACUGAUGCUCCUGAUCAAGCAGAAGCAUCAAUCUUUGGAGAAAAAACUGAACCAGUUCUUGAUUUGGAGGUUGACCUUUCAAGAGAUGAUCUGGUGAAACUUGUGGCUGAGAGGGAACAACUUUUGGAUUCAAAGCAGGAAGAGCUUGAGAAAAUGAAGGAUAAAGUUUUGAGGAGUUUUGUGGAGAUGGAGAAUGUAAAGGAGCGUACUAGGCGUGAAUCUGAAAAUGCAAAGAAGUUUCCCAUUCAGAAUUUUGCAAAGAGCCUUUUGGAUGUUGCGGAUAAUCUGGGUAGGGCUUCUUCUGGCAAGAAGAGCUUUUCAAAUUUUGAUGUGUCUAACAAUACAGAUGGAACUGUUCAACAACUUAAAAUGCUCCUUGAUGGCGAUGAAAUGACUGAAAAACAAUUAUCAGAGGUAGUACAGUUUUUGGUUCAACUUCCUGCCAUCAAUCUUUGAUAUAUUGUGCGCAUCUGCUGCCGUUCAAUUUGUGUAUUCAGAGUUAUUUUCUGUAAAAAUUAAAGGUUAUAAUGUCGAACAUGUAAUCCUAAAUCAUUUUCUGGUAGUUUCUGCAAAAGCUUGCCUGGUGUUUGCAUUUCUCUCUUCAUGCUUCCUUAUCUGGUUUCUUUUUGGAGUUUAGGCCAAUAUCACAAUUCAAAUAAGCAUAUCCUAGGAAAUCCUAGGCCGAGCUGCUAGCUCCUCAUAGUUAGAUUGACCGAAGGAGUAAGCUUUUUCAUUUGCAAGUAUUCAAAAAAUUUGGACUAGAGAAACGUGAUCCUAUCAACAAAGAAUUUGAUCCAAACAGACAUAACGUGUUCCAAGUACCAGACGCUUGGAGGCCAGCAGACCAUGCUGCAGUUGUUCUGAAGGCCGGGUACAUGCUGCAUGAACAGUUAUUUGGCCUGCUGAAGUAGGUGUAACUGUCGCAAUGAGCAAUUAGCUGAAAAAGUAUCUGAAGGAAAACAUUGCACCGUUUCUUGGGCACAAUAUCAAGUCCUAGGCUGGAAAAAUGACUGGUCUCUUUGUAUCUAUUCGGCCAGGUCCCAUGUCUAGUUGCAGAUAAUAGAACGUAUAUACUCAUACAUCUGUUUAUUGUUAUCUGCGCAGGUGUUUUAGAUGAAUUCAUGUUAACCCAAAUUUUGAGCGUCAAGUCAGGAAUUAAAGAAGUCGAUUUUACUGCAUCCCUCAGUGCCAUCAAUUGUCUCACUGGUUUUAUUAACAAGGCCCUGAAAGUUGGCAGGUGUUGCCGCAAAUGCUUUGGUAUAGCCUCAUGUACGGCUAUUCUUUAGUCUGGGUUUAGUAGUGCCUGAGUUCAUUCAUUUGCUAUGAUGGUAUUUGAUUGGUAAUGUCCAAAAGGUUUCCCUGGUAAAACUAGCAAGUAAUUUCACUAUGAGCAGUCUCUUUAACUACUGAGCAGA